GUGUCCUGCCUGACGGGAUUCAUGGCCACGUAGGAUGAUGACGGGUAGCGAUGUGGAUGCGCGGAUGAGGAUCUGAAGAGAGGAGGAGCGAAGAAGGAGACAAGAGAAGAAGCAGACGAGAGGAGAGGAGACAAGAGGAGAGUAGAGGAGAGGGGAGAGGAGAGGUGAAAAGCUGAGGACUUUUGAAUUUGAGCAGAGAGAAGCAGGAGGAGGAGUAAGACGUUCUCAACUUCCGACCUUGUUAAUCCUGACUCACAAGCCUCCUUGUUCUUCGCUAUGUCUCUCGUCACCAAGGGAGCGACGAUCCUCAAACUUCUCUUCCUCAUCCUGGUCAUUCUCCCUGCUCCCUCCAAAUCCUUUUUGGUGUCGCCGCCUCCUGUUCGCCGCGGCUUUGCGAUUAGCUCGUCAUUGAGGGAGGGCGAACAUGCGAGGCUUCGAGACGAGAGUGCCGGGUUGCGGGAGGAGAUCACGGGGGUCGAGUCCUUCGACAAGGCAUGGGCUAAGGCCUGGAAUGACAAGGAAAGGAUUCGAUGCCCAUUCUGGAGACGACGAGCGGUGGAUGCGCUCGAAGCCGCUCUCGUGGUCGGACGGUUCGUGCUUGCCAGGCACAAGUCUCUGAACCUCUCGCCUGCUGCUGAGACAGGGGAGAAGAAGCCAAUGAGCAGCGCUGCGGAGGCUCUUGAAGUGAUUCGAAACGACUUCCUUGAGAGAAGGUAUUACGUGACGGGACGUCUGAGCAAGGCCAUCUACUCCAACGACUGCUUCUUCGACGCUCCUGACCCUGACAUGCCGGUGAGAGGUCUGAGGAAGUACGUCGAUGCGACUUCGCAUCUCUUUGAGCCCAAGUCUUCCUCCAUCGACCUCUUGUCCAUCGAGACCGUCGACGACUCUGCGGUCCUCGCGAGGUGGCGGCUAGAAGCGACUCUGAUGCUGCCCUGGAGGCCAUCGGUCAAGGCAUACACGGGGGUGACGCUCUACGAGCUGAACGAGGAGGGCCUGGUCUCUCGUCAUACUGAGCUGUGGUCGAUCACGGCAGCAGACGCCUUCAUCUCCACCUUGUUUCCCAACUGGUAUGAAGAGCAACAGCAUACUCGCUGUUGGUAA
Guillardia theta CCMP2712 is the source of this 1104-nucleotide messenger RNA. RefSeq lists its product as hypothetical. The transcript is spliced from 6 exons. Bases 277 to 1104 code for a protein of 275 amino acids. The record is from RefSeq and is a predicted model, not a curated record. NCBI's taxonomy places the organism in Eukaryota, Cryptophyceae, Pyrenomonadales, Geminigeraceae.